AUGGUCGAAUCUUCAGCAAAGGUCGCAGAAAGCGACUCUAAAUCGACGGCCAAGAUGGAGGAAGGCGAUGCCGAGCCCUCGGCCACCACAACAAUCAUCACGGAGGGCAUGGCGAAAGUGAGCUUCACCGGCCCCACAUUCUACAACCCAGUCCAGGAGUUUAAUCGCGAUUUGACGGUGUCGGUUUUGCGCGAAUUCGUCCGCACUCGUCACGAAUAUCGGGCCCAACAGCAACAACAGCCCGCCGACCCCGCCGAGCCGGCCAAAAAGAAGAAGAAGCUCGCCAUUGAGAACGAGGACGGCUCGAUCCGAAUCCUCGACGCGCUGUCGGCCAGCGGGCUUCGCGCGCUGCGCUUUUCGCAAGAAGUCCCCGACGUUGCGUUUGUGCUGGCCAACGAUUUUUCGGAAAACGCCGUCGAGACCAUCAAGCAAAACGUGAAGCUGAACAACGUGGAAGACAAAGUGGAAGCGCAUUUCGGGGAUGCAAUUAUGACAAUGAUGGAUCAUCGCGGAAUCGACAAACGUUUCCAUUGCGUCGAUUUGGACCCCUACGGGUCUGCCAGUCCAUUUUUGGACUCGGCCGUGCAAUGUGUCGCUGAUCGGGGUCUUUUGAUGGUGACUUGCACGGAUAUGGCGGUGCUAUGCGGGAAUACCCCCGAAUCGUGCUACAACAAAUAUGGCGCAAUCCCCAUUCGCAUCAAUGCUUGCCACGAAUUGGCCCUCCGCAUGCUCCUCCGGACGAUCGACAACGCGGCCAACCGCUACACGCGCUACAUCGAGCCGAUUCUCGCGAUUUCCGUCGAUUUCUACGUGCGUGUUUUUGUGCGAAUGCACACCGGCGCCGCCAAGGCCAAGGAAUCCGCGCUAAAAGUCGGCCGCGUGUUGAGCUGUUCGGGUUGCGGCAGCUACGAGACGAUACCCAUCAUACGGAAGGUCGUCGAGGGAAAGGGUGUACGGUAUAUGCCCGCCCUUGCAAACAGUCAAUUGCUGGACGCCGAGCAGAAAUGCGUACACUGUGGCCACUCUGUGCACGAAGGAGGGCCAAUCUACACGGCACCCAUUCACAAUGAGGAAUUUGUGCGCGGCAUUCUUCACAGGCUAAAAUCGACGCCGGAAGAGGAGCGUCUCGGAACACACGGACGAUUGUUGGGAAUGUUGACCGUCGUCUCGGAGGAAUUGCACGACGUUCCCCUCUACUAUGCCCAUGAUCAGCUGGCCUGUGUUGUCAAGGCUGUCACCCCAAAGUUGAUCGAUAUGCGAUCGGCGCUUUUGAAUGCCGGCUAUCGGGUAUCCGGUUCGCAUUGUAAUGCGCGGGCUGUAAAGACGGAUGCCCCACCAAGCUUCAUCUGGGAUAUCUGCCGCUUUGUGGCGGAGAAAUCGAAGGUAAACGUUGAGAAAUUCAAGGACGAACAACCGGGCAAGGCCAUUCUUUCUAAGGCAUCCACGGCGCCGGUCAAUUUCACGCUGCACCCGAAAGCCGAAUCGCAAGCCCGCUCGGAACAAUUGGUUCGAUUCCAAGACAACAAGGGCAAGAAUUGGGGCCCGAGGGCAAAGGCAAAAGGAUCCGUCAGUUCUGUCAAGGCCGGAUUUCAGAUCGACACCUCAGCCGGGCAACAAAUCACCGACAAU
Mesorhabditis spiculigera is the source of this 1629-nucleotide messenger RNA. NCBI's taxonomy places the organism in Eukaryota, Metazoa, Nematoda, Chromadorea, Rhabditida, Rhabditidae. The record is from the annotation of a GenBank genome assembly.